Molecule: messenger RNA, 2446 nt
Organism: Magallana angulata
Lineage: Eukaryota; Metazoa; Mollusca; Bivalvia; Ostreida; Ostreidae
Product: platelet-activating factor acetylhydrolase-like
Exons: 9
Coding region: 433-1773 (446 amino acids)
Molecular function (GO): 1-alkyl-2-acetylglycerophosphocholine esterase activity
Source: RefSeq, a predicted model, not a curated record
GCGUAACACUUACAAACGUCGAUUCGCGACAACUAUUAGUGAUUGGAAAAUAUUUAAUUUACAUAUUUGUUGUUCGCCACACCCCGUGGAUUAAAGUGCUGAACGAGGAAAUUCCCAGCGAGAGAUUUAAAAUUCGCUUGACUUGCUUUACAGCCCGAUACCGUAGCGACCGCGAGAGAAAUAAAUAAGUAUACACAACACUAAGCAAAACAGCCACACAAACUAGCAGUAUUUUUCCUAGGAAGCGGUCGGUUCUGUGUCUGCCUGCAACUCCAUUCAAGAAGCUUCCGUGGAUAUGGGUUAAUACGCUGUAUACUGAUCUUGGGAUUUAAAACUUCUGGUAUACAUUUUAGCACAUGGUUCCGCGCGUGCUGUGAAGCAGGACUGUUUAGAUAUUGAAGGGUGGCCGUCGGACUUUCAUGAAUCUGAACCAUGGAUCUCCAGAUGAAAUUAUGUGACAGUGUGACAGGCUCCCUGAAUAGGACGCCCAGUUUUAAUCUCAAGAUGUUUCGGAAAUCUGUCGACGAGAGUAACUCGGAGGAAAGUCGUAAGAUUCGGCGCCACACGCCCGUGGGGUCGGGGGAGUACAGCGUGGGGUGCUGGGAUAUGAUGUGUGGGGGGCCCACGGAGAAGGGCUCCUUCUUCAGACUGUUCUACCCCGUGGAAAAGACGGACAUUUACAAAAGAGACAAACAGUGGCCACUUUGGUUACCAAGGAAACAGUACGGAGAAGGCUAUGCAGACAUUCUGACUAAAAACCCGAAAAUAAAAGUUGUCGGAAAGUUAUUAAAUUGGAUGGGAGGCGACGUGUACGUUCCCGCCCUUUGGCAGGGCCCACUAUGUCCCUCCAACACUCAGUUUCCGGUGGUCAUCUUUUCGCACGGACUGGGGGGUAACCGGACGACCAACACCACAGUGUGCUGCGAGCUCGCCUCCCAGGGAUUUAUUGUGGCCUCUCUAGAGCACCGAGAUGGAUCUGCCUCUAUGACGUAUCACCUAACAGAACAAGUCAACAAACACAACGUCACCACGUCCGGGGAAUCGAACACCCGACCGCACCACCGGCCCGCCGUCCACCGCACCCACCUCUACUCGGAGGAAUGGAAGCCGUUUGAGUGGUUCGAACCCUGGGACGAUUUCACCUACAGAAACAAACAGGUCCAUCACCGCGCUGACGAGGUAAUUCGGGCGCUGGAAACUCUGAUUCUGCUGCAUAAUGGCAAAGAAGUUCACAACGUCAUGAGAACACACUUCAACACUAAGCAAUUUAUGAACCGCCUUGACCUGUCCCGUGUGGUGGUCAUGGGCCACUCUUUCGGUGGUGCUACAACUUUGUGUACGCUUUCCAAGGACAAGAGAUUUCGACUGGGCGUGGUGCUGGACGGGUGGAUGCACCCCCUGGACGAGCGGGUGUACGAGGACACCCAACAACCGGUGCUGAUGAUCAACAUGGAGUCCUUCCAGUGGAAGACAAACGUGGAACAGAUGAUGAGGCUGCUGUCGCAGGAUAAGGAGAACCGCAGGAUGAUCACCAUCAAGGGCACCUGUCACCAGAGCGUCACCGACUUCCAGUUCCUGGUCAACAAGACUGUGGGUCGUGUCCUGGACGUCCGUCACCGUCUGUCACCCAAGGUCGCCAUGUCCCUCACCAACAAAGCCUCCCUGGGCUUCAUCCGCAAACAUCUAGGAUUGAAGAGCAAGGACACUCACGAGGAUCUCUUGUGUGGUGACCAUGACCACAUUAUAGCGGGCACCAAUGUCGACCUGUCGUAAACUGAGGGUCACCUCGCGACUUCCGUCUUCCCGUCCUGAUGACGUCACGACUCCGUCUUUCUGGUGUUUAUCUGAACUACUACACGUCGUGUUCACACACAAGCUCAAUCUGUGAUAUGUAACUGCGCUUUUUGCCGUUAUGAAUCUCUCCCUUUUUACCUUAGUGUGUCUCAAACUGCAGGGCAGUGAACCCCUGUGUCGACAUACCCCCGCAAUCAGUUCCCAAUGCAAACGUCAGGGUAUUAUAGUAUACUCAUCUCGGUCCUUGUGGCUGAGUCAUCCAAACUCGGCUUCUACAUACGGUAGGUCCUCGUGGCUGAGUCAUCCAAACUCGGCCUCCAUACGGCAGGUCCUUGUAGAACCAGAGUCAAGCGCUUACCCCCCGCAAUCUUGUCCCUUUGGAGGCUGUGUCCACGUACCGAUCACUGCCCCCUCCACCCCCGGGACAGGGUUACUGGGAACGACGCCGACUUACCCUACCUCUUAUAGAAAUCCCAUGGUGCUUCAUUGUCCCUGUGUUACAGUUUAUAUUUUGAUAUCUAUAGCUUCUUUUUUAACAUAUUUAAUUGUUAUUUCUACAGAAUUGUGUAUAUUACUUCACCGUUCUGAAAAAUCGCCAAAAUAUUUAUUGUUUACUAUUACUUUGUUCUGUUAUUAAAUUAUUUUGCACGAU